AUGCCGCCAAACAACGCCUUGUACGUACUUGUUAAAGCUAGCCACUUCAUGGUCUUUGCAUCUGCUACAAUUGUGACCGGCAUACUUGGCUGGUUCCUACACCGCACAUCUGCGCAGAAUACUCAUGUCAUAUUUCAAGAAACUGUGGCUGCCGUGACCGUUCCGGCUUAUCUAGGUCACCUUGUCUUUGCCCAGGUUGAUUCUUAUUACGAGCAGAGUUUGAUGGUCGGUUUGGCCUUUUCCUACUUGUGGCUCACGUCCUUUAUUUUUGCGGCCCAAGAUUGGACAGGCGGCCGAUGUGCCAGCGCCUUCCCCAGAGGCAGUAGCUGUAGUCAAAAGAAGGCUGUCGUUGCGUUUGACUUUCUUGCUUUCUUCUUCCUUGUCUUUGGCAUGCUUAUCAAAGGCUACUUGAAAUAUACGCAAAACAAGAAGAAUAGAACACAAAGACGGGAAUAUACAGACGGGGUUAUAAGUACAAGCGAGAAUGCCAUGAGGAGUGCGUAG
Metarhizium brunneum ARSEF 3297 is the source of this 504-nucleotide messenger RNA. RefSeq lists its product as uncharacterized. NCBI's taxonomy places the organism in Eukaryota, Fungi, Ascomycota, Sordariomycetes, Hypocreales, Clavicipitaceae. The record is from RefSeq and is a predicted model, not a curated record.